GUAAGCUCUGCAAGACCUUUACCGUCGUGUCGGCAUCUUGUUCGCCGUACUUGACAUGCGUCAGCUAUGCUGGGUGACACAUGGCUUGCCGCAGUGCGGCUUGCGCAGAUGGCACGAAGGAGCGUGGUAUGGCUUUAAUGCACGAGUGCUUCUCCUGCGAGACCCGUCAAGCGCUGGCAAAGACUCAAAAGACGUCAAUCGAAAGACUUUUCAAAAGCAGUAGUUUGGUUUUGACAGCGCUUUUAUUUAGCCCGCAAUUUAGUCCACCGCAAACACAAUGUCUUUCGCCAACACCACGCAAUGGUACCUGGAUCUCCGGCCAGUUUAUGUUGAUGUUAUUGGAGACUUUGCUGGGACAGAGCUGUUUGUUGUGGAUGGGGAUACCCUUGUCUGCUUAGCAUUGCACAGUGCAUCUGAUAUUCGUUCCUCAGAGGCGGACAGUAUACAAGCUCUUCAUUGCCUCUAUGCCGCUGAGUUGUUCUUGAAGAAAUUGCUCGAUGCGAAAUCUAAUUUUGAGCUGGCCUUUUUCAAUGAUAGGAAGAGAGUCUGCACUGCGACCUCCAAAACAGGACAACCCAAAGAUGUCCACUGCCGGCAGUUUAUUCGCGAGAUCAUAAUACGGCACCUACGGAACAACACGAAUGUCGCUGUCAAUGUAUUUGAGUCGGUUUUCUCGGAAGAUUGGGCCAACUAUGUGGAAGCGAAAAAGCCGUACUUUAUUAUGACCGAUGACGGCACAGCGGUGUCUGUUGAUGCUGACGAACCGAAUGAACAUGACGAUGCACAGCGUCGCAUGAUGUUAGAGUCAAUGUGGAUGUUUUUGCAUCAAGGCCUAACAGUGACUCUUAUGUCCGAAGAUAUGUUUCGGGACAAUAAGAUUGUCAGCUUCGUGUUUCAUACAUCACUUCGCUUUAUGCAAGCCUCCGAUCCUGCCGUUCACAAGAAAGCUUUCCUGCGUGCUAGAAGGAGAUUGGAAGCUGCGAUCGCUAAGCGUGUUAACCAAGUAGCUUCUAAGGACGCUAAUGAAACCAAUAUGGCCGCUAUGACUCCCGAUGCUCCAAUCGUAGGACAAAUUCUCAGCGUAAUUCUUCCUGGACUUGACGUCUUUCAGCAAGACUUGGCGAAAAUAUUCCUAAUUCAUUCGUUAUUAUUACCUACUAUACCCCUGGAGCUGCGUGCCAGGCGGGAGGCGUCACUGCCAUUUGAUCUCAAGCAUAUGGCCUCGCUUGACAAUUUUUUGACCGGCUUUUACAUGACGGCCACCAAUCUGGUGACCAAUGCGGAUUCGACCAAUGAUGUGAUGGAUAUUGUCGAUGAGCGCCUGUUCAAGUCUCUAUUACUUGAGAUCAUUGCGAAAUUUCAUGAUAGUAGCGCCGCGUCCCCAAAAGACUGGAUUGGUGAUUUACCACAAGUCGGUAAAGCCGAGGAAACCUACAAAGUCAUUACGCCAGAUGAUGAUACAUCAACGUUAUGGGACUUGAUGGCACUUCAAGAAGCAGCCAGAACAAGUCCUGUGGAAUAUGCUAUACAUGUAUCUACCUCGACUGAAUCUAAUGAAGCCAUCCUUCCUCUGCUUCCCUAUAAUCAGCCAUAUCUGAUGCACCGUUUACCAGAUCUACCAACCGCGGUGAUCGAUACCAGUAUCAAUGAUUCUGUAUUUGAUUCCCAAGUGAUUCCAAAUUACGAAAAGCAUCAUUGGCAUGUACAUAAACCUCUGCCGUCUUUGAAAAAGCCUGCAUCGGGAGGAAGAGUCUUCAGCGCUCAAAAGAAAACAGGCAUUGCGAGGAAAUCGGAGCAGGGCCAUGCUUACUCCAUACAAAAGUAUGCCAGUUCGUUGACCGGCGCGAGCGGCAGAAUUCUGAAACCAAAGACAAUUAUCGUUCAACCACAUGGACAUCAACCAACUACAAGCAAAGGGAAUAGUGGAGCGAAAGCGUCUGGUAAAAAGAAAAGCGGUAAGGCGGAUGACAUCCGAGCUGCCAAUGAUGCUCGACUCCAAGCUGGUAAAGAAGAGGCGGCCCGCAAGAAGUGGACUAUCAUACGAGACAUGAUAGAGCGAAUAGAAAACAUUGACACGCAACGAAUCGAAUUGGAGCGCGCAAUUGCCAAGGUUGACACGCCGAGUUCAUUAGCAGAAGAGCAAAAUCUAUACUUGGUCAUGAUCCUAUUGAAAAAGUGGGCUACGUUCUGUAUCGGGGCAAACGGAGAGGAGACAACCCACGAUAGAAAAGAGGAAGGAAUGCCUGUUUUGGUGCAGAUCUUCAAAUUGUGCAGACAGAUAAUAACGUCUACUGCAUCUACAAAAGCGACCGUGGCAGAAGCCUUGAACGUUUUGGAAGUGGUUGGGUUACUGGAGCCAGGGGCCAGAUCGAUGUCCCCGAAAGUGAAAGCCAAGUCCAGCGACAAAAUUAAGAAAGGUUCAAGUACCAAAGAGAGAUCUGCAGCUAAGAAGGGCUCGGCCAAAUUAGACGGGAUACAUGGCGCGCUCGCCGAGGAUGACCAGCUCUCGUUUAAGUUCAUGUAUCCCCGUCGUCCGACCAACAUAUCUUGGCUCAAGAGCCACCACAGUUUAGCAAGGUUUCAGAUGUUGCAUUACGGAUCGCAUAUGGACCGUACAAUGGGAUCUGCUCCAGACCCAAGAGUCGAUUUCCUUCCGGAUGAAUGGCAGCGUAAAGUCCUUGACAAAAUCGACGCCAACGAAUCCGUUUUCGUGGUUGCCCCAACCUCUGCCGGCAAAACAUUCAUUGCAUUUUAUGCAAUUGAAAAGGUGCUGCGGGAGAGUGAUGAUGGUGUCGUUGUGUAUGUUGCGCCGACGAAAGCGCUUGUGAAUCAGAUCGCCGCGGAAAUUUCGGCGAGAUUCUCAAAAGUCUACAAGCAUCCGGGGCGAACCGUCUGGGCGGUCCAUACCAGAGAUUAUCGAAUCCAUGAGCCUCUAAAAUGUCAAGUCUUGAUUACAGUACCGCAUAUAUUACAAAUAUUGAUGCUCCAGCCUGAUGUAAGUGCCGAGUGGACCCCACGUCUAAGGCGUAUCAUCUUCGAUGAGAUACAUAGCAUUAGUAACCUUGACGGUGGCUUAAUUUGGGAGCAAAAUCUUAUUCUUUCACCUUCUCCAAUUGUUGCGCUUUCGGCCACAGUGGGAAAUCCUACAGAGUUUAGUCAGUGGUUGGAAGCCGUGCAAACUGCAAAAGGGCACAAGUUGGAAAUGGUCAGACAUGCGCACCGAUAUUCCGAUCUCCGAAAAUUCGUUUAUCUUCCUUUGAAUCUACCCAAGUUCACAAGGUUGGAUGAAGAUUCGAGCGAGCGGGGUACUAGUCUUUGCCAUCUGCAUCCAGUCGCCGCUCUCUCCCUUGGUGCUACUACUAUUCCUGAUGAUCUCCAUUUGGAACCUUUCGAAUGCUUACAGUUAUAUGAAACUAUGGCUAGUGAGCAACGUGGGGAAGGCGCUGAAUUACUGUCAAAACUGAAGCCUGAAGAGUACUUUGGCCACAAGUACAUCAAAAAGUCUGAUAUCAUACAGUACCAGAACGAAUUAAAGGCGAUAUUGCAGAGCUGGAUGGAGAUGCCGGGCGCACGAAAUUCGAGACCGUACAGCCGCGUCAUGGACAGAAUGACGGAGAAACUACGUGCUACCUGGGAAACAUGUAGAAGUGCCAUUGGAGAAGAACCCAUUGGGCUCAAGUUUGCAUUGAAGAAUGUGAUCGCAUUAUGUCAUGAUCUCCAUAGAAAUGGGAAACUCCCAGCCAUCCUCUUCAACUACUCCCGUGACAACGUGGAGCAAUUAGGGCUACGAAUAUGGGCAGAGUUGAAGAAAGCUGAAAAAAAGUACAAGCGAACGAGUCCGGAAUGGAAAGCCAAGAUCAAAGCAUGGAAGGCCUGGAAAGCUGCCGAGGCUGUCCGACAAGCCGCACAAGAGAAACAAGCACGAGCACAAACGCGGUCUGAAGACGCGGACAAUCUUCCGGAUUCCGAUAUGGGCUGGGAGUCCACGUUUGACCCCGACGCCCCGUUAGCCGCCUUUAGUUUCGCUGGGUUAAAGUCCAGUCUGUCGCCAUCGGAAAUUGAUGCAGAAAUCAAUGGGCUCAGAAAAUGGGGAAGGGUUGAUCCUGGCUUGUGUUCAGCAUUGCGACGUGGUAUUGGGAUCCAUCAUGCAGGAAUGAACCUGCGGUAUCGUCAACUUGUGGAGAGGUGGUUCCGGGCAGGAUGGCUACGUGUAGUUGUUGCGACUGGAACACUAGCACUGGGUAUCAAUAUGCCAGCUGCUACCUCAGUCUUCACCGAGGACAGCGUUUAUUUGACCGCACUAGAGUACAGACAGGCUGCUGGACGAGCUGGAAGACGUGGAUUUGAUCUGCUUGGUAACGUUGUCUUCUUUGGAUUGCCACUCGAAAAGGUCUAUCGUCUCCUUGCUUCUCGGCUACCGGAUCUUAGUGGGCAUUUCCCGCUCUCCACAACACUCGUUCUCAGGUUGCAUCAGCUGCUGAGCGACGCGGACGCAGCCGACAUGGGACAGAAAAUGUUGGAAGAGGUACUUACAUUGGGAAGAUUAUCGAUCGUGAACCCGGCGACAAAACAGGAGGUUUUGCACCAUUUGAGGUUCUCUAUUGAGUACUUGCGUAGAGCCGAGCUGCUGGAUGUGAAUGGACACCCCAUUAACUUGGCAGGGAUUGUUUCCCACUUGUAUUGGACGGAGCCGAUGAAUUUGUGUUUCGCGGUUCUUUUGAAUUCCGGUGUACUAAGCGAGAUCGCCCUUGGAAAGGAUCCUAAUUUGACUAUGUUAACAUGUCUUGCUCACUUAUUUGGCAGGCGUGAACGGCCAUCGACUCUUACGGCCUUUGCAAAAGAAUUAAUAAGGAGAUCGCCUUCAAAGGUUUUCCUUGAGCCUAUGCCCGAGGCAAUGCGUAAGGUCCUUUCGGAGCACAACAUUCUAGUGUUCCGUAUCAUGGAGUCUUAUAUCCAUCAUUAUGUGCGGACAUUGAAAGAGGAGGAAAUAACUUAUCUGCCUUUAUCUGAGCGGGCUUUUGUGAAAACUCGCCGCGCCGUGCCGAAAGAAUCACCCAUGUUUGCUCGUCUUGCGGAUACAUCGCUCAGUUAUGUGGCCAGAUCUCCGUUCGUUGCCCUCUCUGGCAAGGACGAUAAAUUCAAAUCCGUGAAAGAGAUGUCUCGCACUCUCCGUGGCGGUGUGAGACUUCAACAUACAGUGGUUCCAACCGUCUAUGAACUUCUUGACACAAGUACCGUUCUCGACUCGUACAUUGUUGACUUUUACAAGCACGGCCAGUUCCAGGCGCUCAUUGAUGGAAACGGAAUACGACCAGGGGACGUAUGGCAGCUGAUUAAUGACUUUUUGCUCAUUGUCGCUGCUUUGAGAACUGGAUUGACUGUGCUUUUACGUGCGUGGGAAGAAAAAAUGAGGAAACAGGAUGAGGAAUUGAUCUCGGAAGUAUAUGGGGACGGGCAUCCUGAACUGGUCGAAGAGGACAAUGAUGAAGAGUCUGAUGGUGAGGAACUAGAGGGGCCAACCAAGUGGCUCCCGCCCAUCAAAAUAAAGCCAAGGUGGAGAGAUAAUAGGAUUUGGGAUGUCUAUCUGGUUCUCUGUGAUGUGCAAAGGGGGUUGCAUGAAAAAUUGGAGGAGAUGAAUGCGUAGUAUAUUAUGUAGGGAUGUGAGGAUGCGCUUUCAUUUAUUGCCAGAUACUGUAAAAUAUCCAUGUAAACACUUUUCAGUAAAAUAUUAUAUGCUGCAUCACGUCGUG
Messenger RNA from Spizellomyces punctatus DAOM BR117, 5750 nucleotides. RefSeq lists its product as uncharacterized. Gene Ontology annotation, cellular component: cytoplasm. The transcript is spliced from 11 exons. Gene Ontology annotation, molecular function: nucleic acid binding; ATP binding. The record is from RefSeq and is a predicted model, not a curated record. The coding region runs from base 278 to 5644 and encodes 1788 amino acids. Lineage: Eukaryota; Fungi; Chytridiomycota; Chytridiomycetes; Spizellomycetales; Spizellomycetaceae.